This is a messenger RNA of Daphnia pulicaria, 914 nucleotides long. Its product is annotated as ecdysteroid-regulated 16 kDa protein-like. Gene Ontology annotation, molecular function: sterol binding. Gene Ontology annotation, biological process: sterol transport. The transcript is spliced from 4 exons. Bases 102 to 569 code for a protein of 155 amino acids. Lineage: Eukaryota; Metazoa; Arthropoda; Branchiopoda; Diplostraca; Daphniidae. The record is from RefSeq and is a predicted model, not a curated record.
UGAGCCUUGCGGUUCACAAUCUCUUCUCGUGCUCGCGUUUGUAUCGCAGUUGACUUCUGCAGCUCGUAAACAGUAGCUCCCAAAACCUUAACUCGUUCAGAAUGGCCAACCAUUUACUGCUCUUCGUUCUCAUUGCCCUUCCCAGCGUCAUUUACGCCGAUAAACUUCUUGCGGUUGCUGCAUGCCAGAGAGGAGGAAACUAUGGAACUGGAACUAUCAAGGAAGUCCGUAUCACUCCGUGCCCCGAGGCUGCCCAACGCCGCCCAUGCAUUUUGAAAAAGGGAACCAAUGUCACCAUCGAAGUUGAUUUCGAACCGACUGUCGCAGCGACCGCAGUCACUGGAAGAGCUUUCUGGGCUAACAGAAUGCUGGAGCUUCCUCUGCCCAACAUGAAUACCAACGCUUGCGCAACUAUGAAGUGCCCCCUGCAACCCAAUGUUGCCCAAACCUACACCUACAAUCUUCCCGUCAGCCGAGGAUUCCCUACGCGCCGCUACGAUGUGAGAUGGAAAUUGACCGCCGCCCCCUUCAACAUGUGCUUCCAGUUCCCCAUCCAGAUUUUGAACUAAAUAGCGGGAAAUGGCGGUGCUUUAUACAUAUAAGACGACCCCACUGAAUAAAAGAAUCGCAAGCCUUUGAAGAUCUUUACACUGAAAUCGUGCCAUGAUCGAUUCUAGCAUUUAUAUUGCUGCAAUUUUUUAAAAAUUAACCUGUACGAAUUGGGAAAAAUUUUGUGUCACAUCUUUUGGUGGAGGUAUCGACUGUUAUUAUAGGCAGGCCUAUUACGAAAUGCUUUUCUUCAAUGAUUUCAUAAUCCAACAUUGAAUAAAAGCUUAUUAUAGAGAGGACGAGUCGUGUGAUGUAGCUAUAUUCUUAUACCGGCGCUGUUUGGGCAAUACAGUUUCAUAAAGGGA